AUGAUCCUGGAGAACCGGCAGGCAUUCGUAGACUUUGUUGUGUUUGACAGGUUUGCGCUGCGACGGGAAAAAAGAGCAGCCGAGACUCCCCCACCCUCAUCUCACCGCCCUCCGGGGAUCGCUCCUACCGCCUGCCUGUUCCAUGUACACAUCCCCCUUUCCGCCCUUGUGGUCAAGCCUCGUCGCCUUUCCCGAUCAACCUCCCCGGGACUCGGAGUCCCCAGUCUUUUGCGCUUGCAAAAAAGACCCGUGGUCAAGGAUGCUGCCAAGUCGUCGCGAGGCCGUCCCGGGCGUGUAGCCAUAUCUCACAGCAUGUCACGCGCCUCGGCCGGGUUUGCGGAUUUUUUCCCCACCGCGCCAUCAGUCCUUUCGCAGAAGCGUGGCAAGGUUAGAGAUCGGCGAGGCAAGAGUGACGAUGGCGAGUUCCAGCCGUUUGAUUCCCCAACAUCGACCGGGCCCGGAGCAGCCGCGACGGGCGGGGCGUCAUUCAAUGGCGCUGCGGCUGGGAAGACAGAUAUCGGCCAAUGCUCAUCGGCCACGCCGGCGGGGGAGUCGCUCAGUCAUAAGGAUCUCAAUGGAUCAUGGCCGCCGGCCGUCGUCGACUCCCAUGCCCCAUCUCAAACCGACACGUUAACCCCCCUCACCAACACAGAAUCGUCUUCACCACGGAAAUCCACUGGCUCACCCAAAGCGAUGGGCCAGGCCCUUGGCCUUCGGGUCAAAGCAGAACCAACCAAACCCUCAGUCACCCCCGUUCACACCCCGCCGACCCCUCAAUCUCAAACGCGCCCGGAGACGGUGAUCAAGGGGCGUAAAAUCAUAUAUGACCCGGACCUGGACAAGCGACCGUCCAAGGAGAAGCGUCGCAAGCCAGAGUAUGCCGAGAUUAUCGCAGAUGGUCAGAAUGUGCCGCCGGAUCCCCGUUUGGCAAUUCCCAACUACACUCGUGGGUCAGGCUGCAAGCAAAAGACGAAAUAUCGACCGAUGCCAUACACAUUAAAACCAUGGCCAUACGAUCGGGCGACAAGCAUUGGGCCAGGCCCUCCCUCGCAGGUCGUGGUGACGGGCUUUGAUCCACUGACCCCCGUUGCCCCCAUCAGCGCGCUCUUUUCGAGCUUUGGUGAGAUCGCGGAAAUCAACAAUCGGACGGAUCCCAUAACUGGCCGAUUUCUGGGGAUUUGCUCAAUCAGAUACAAGGACAGUGUUUCCUUUCGUGGCACGGGACCCCUUUCAGCCCCCGCCGCGACGCGCCGCGCUUACAUGGAAUGCAAAAAGGAGCAGCGCAUUGGGACCCGCCGAAUUCGCGUUGACCUGGAUCGAGAUGGAAUUGUGUCAGAGCGCAUGGCUUCGCGAGCGAUCGAGUCGCAACGCCUGGCCUCCAAGCCCGGACCCGCGGCCGUGGCCACCAUCGAAUCGAAACCGGCCGAAGUCCCUUCUAAGAAGAACGAACCUCCUCCCACUGCCCCCAAGGGUCCAUCCGGUCGUUCUGCCAUGCGUCCAGGAAUGAUCAUCCCAGAGGGACCCCGCGCGGGCAUUCGACCAUCGGCCGUCCCAUCCUUGGUCGAAGAAACUCCGAUUCUCAGCCAAAUAAAACGGGAACCCUACAUUUUCAUUGCUCACUGCUACGUUCCCGUUCUCAGCACCACCGUGCCCCAUCUCAAGAAGCGACUGAAACUAUUCGACUACAAAUCCAUCCGAUGCGACAAGACAGGCUACUACGUUAUAUUUCAUAAUUCUCGCGCCGGCGAGCAGGAAACCGAAAGAUGCUUCCGGCUGUGCCACAUGCAACCCCUCUUCACCUACAUCAUGAACAUGGAAAGUCAACCCUACGGCAACCCCAAUUACGUGCGCAGUCCGAGCCCCGAACGACUACUCGCCGAACAAAGAGAGAAAGCGGCUCAGGAGCGAGCGAGGAGAGAGGCCGAGCUGGACAUUGAGGAGGAGAAGAAACAGCGGGCCUUGGAUCUGGAUCCCUGUCGGGAGGUGUUGGCGGUGAUAAUCCGGGACUUGCGAGAUAAGCUGCUCGAAGAUGUCAAGUCCCGCAUCGCUGCGCCAACCUUGUACGACUAUCUCGAUCCCAAGCGCCACGCAGCUCGGCGUGAACGACUCGGGAUCGCUAGUCCCGAAGGUUCGAAGCGGCCAACUUUCCGAAUCGGAGUCAGUAGUUCAGUGGGCACUCCCGAUUCUCGAUCCGAAGUCUCCAAUCACCGCGAGGCUUCACGAUCCUCCAACCUCAAUGUGCUGGCUCUUCCGCGUAUACGAAAAGCUCACGGCCUCGACCGUGCAGGGGCGGCCUUUGUGGAUGAACGCCGUCGGCAGCCUCUCCGGCCCAGAGAGGUGCGCCCUCUCUACCAUCGACUGCAAGAACUGCACGAUGAUGAUGACUCCGAUGAGGAUCAGAGGACCCCCCUCACGCGAUACACGGAAGAUCGGAGUAGUCGGCCUCCCAGUCGUGCAACGUCUGUCUCAUCUGCCUCGGAGCCAGAUGAGGAGUACCCCUCUGAUAUCUUUGAUGAAGGUACUGCGACCGCGGAUGAUGCCUUGCCUGAAGAUGAAGUCCUUUCACCAGCCUCGCGGAAGAGGAAGCGCAUACCAGGAGAGGAUGAUUCUCGAAAACGGCAACGACACGACGAAGAGCUCUUUAGCGUCGGUCCUUCAGAAGACACGCUUGAAGAUGAACAUCCAGAGACACCGGGGGCCGUUACCGAGGGUAUCCUUGAGACGAAGCAAGAGGCAGUUGAGAUUCAGGACGAGCUGUCAAUUGCCGACAAGCUACUCGAGCCUCAUCACUCCGAGCUCGCCAGCAGCAAGGCCAUCCUGGACGAUGACAUUGCGGCUGACGAGCCCUGGGAGACAGAAGCUGAAGAGAAGCCCAAAGCUGAGAUCGACUGGGGAGUGUCUCAGCACGAGCCGCGGGCUACCGUUGAGGACGAUGAGAGUAUCAUUCUUGACUUGGAUGGCUGGCAACAGCUGGUCAAGGAUGAUGAAGACCUUCAAUUCCUCCGUGAAGUUCUGGUCGACCAUUCUGCUUCCAACGUCGGUGAUUUGAGCGCUUGGGCCUGGCGACAAAAGGAGAUCAAGGCCGUCAACUCAACGGACCCCAAGGGCCCUACCCGUGACAACGGAAGGUCGAAAGAGGAUCAUGGAGGCGGAGAAGUCCAAAUAUCUCCCCCAUCGGAUCAAAGUCCAAAAGGCCCCGAGGAGCGGGAGGCCUUGGCCAAAGCGGACCCGCAGGCUGCCGCUGCCGAGGCGGCCAGAGUUGCGGCCGCCAAGGUCAUCUCCAAGUCUUCCUCGCGAUCAAAUCGUGUCAACAAUCGGCGACUCAUUGCCGACAUCAAUGCUCAGAAGCAAGCCUUGCCCACGUCGAGCGGUGAAGGAGACGUUCUGCGCUUCAACCAGCUCAAGAAGCGGAAGAAGCCCGUACGAUUUGCGCGAUCCGCCAUUCACAAUUGGGGACUAUACGCCGAGGAGAAUAUCACUGCUAAUGAUAUGAUCAUUGAGUACGUCGGUGAAAAGGUACGGCAGCAAGUGGCGGACAUGCGCGAGCGCCGGUAUCUCAAGAGCGGAAUCGGAAGUAGUUACCUUUUCCGUAUCGAUGAGAAUACGGUGAUUGACGCCACGAAGCGCGGUGGUAUUGCGCGAUUCAUCAACCACAGCUGCACGCCAAACUGUACGGCCAAGAUCAUCAAGGUCGACGGGAGUAAGCGCAUCGUCAUUUAUGCGCUCCGGGACAUUGAACGAGACGAAGAACUUACCUAUGAUUACAAGUUUGAACGCGAAUGGGAUAGCGAUGAUCGCAUUCCCUGUCUCUGUGGUUCCACGGGGUGCAAAGGUUUCCUCAACUGA
Penicillium oxalicum is the source of this 3846-nucleotide messenger RNA. It is a transcript of the gene set1, whose product is annotated as histone methyltransferase SET1. Bases 1 to 3846 code for a protein of 1281 amino acids. The record is from RefSeq and is a predicted model, not a curated record. Gene Ontology annotation, molecular function: nucleic acid binding; protein binding; histone H3K4 methyltransferase activity. Gene Ontology annotation, cellular component: Set1C/COMPASS complex. The transcript has 4 exons. NCBI's taxonomy places the organism in Eukaryota, Fungi, Ascomycota, Eurotiomycetes, Eurotiales, Aspergillaceae.